AUGUCUGUUGCGAGAAGUAUUUCUAACAAAUUAGACUGGGCAAAGGUCAUUUCCAGUUUGGGAUUGACUGGUUCUACCUCUUCAGCUUUGACUGCCUUUAAGAAGAGAAACGACGAUGCAAAAAAAGAACAUUUGUCUUUGAAGGAACAGCCAACUGAGGUUGAUUUCAGUCACUAUAAAUCUAUUUUGAAAAACAGUCAAGUUGUGGAUGAAAUUCAGAAAGCUGUCUCCUCUUUCAAACCUGCAACUUACGAUGUCUCUAAGAAUUUGAAGACUAUCGACAUUUUUGAAGAGAAAGCGGUUGAAAAUGCAAAGUUGACCGAAAAAUCUGUUUUAGAUGAAAUUAAACAGUUGCAAGACACUUUGAAGGAUAUUGAAAGUGCAAGGCCAUUCGACCAAUUGACUGUCGAUGACGUUGCCAAGGCAAGACCAGAUUUAGAUGAGAAGGUUACUUAUAUGGUAAAGAAUGGAAAGUGGGAAGUACCCGGCUACAAAGAGAAGUUUGGCGACUUGACAGUUAUGUGA
Molecule: messenger RNA, 525 nt
Organism: Priceomyces carsonii
Lineage: Eukaryota; Fungi; Ascomycota; Pichiomycetes; Serinales; Debaryomycetaceae
Gene: ATP7
Product: F1F0 ATP synthase subunit d
Exons: 1
Coding region: 1-525 (174 amino acids)
Biological process (GO): proton motive force-driven ATP synthesis
Molecular function (GO): proton-transporting ATP synthase activity, rotational mechanism
Source: RefSeq, a predicted model, not a curated record